AUGCCCGCUAAGGCUGCUGCAAAGGCCCCUGCGCCAAAGACCGAGAAGAAGAGCGCCGCGAAGGCUGCACCCAAGCCGGCCGCUGCUGCUGCCCCUAAGGCCGCCGCUGCCGCGCCCAAGGCCCCCGCAAAGGAGACAAAGCCACGCGUUGCGGCUGGUGGACACAACGGUGUCUACGUGAAGAACUGGGGUCAGGGAUCUGUGAGUGACGCCAAGGAGAUCUUCAGCGCUGCUGGUAAUGUCGUGAGUGCACAGGUGCGCCGUCGCCGCUACGCCAUCGUUUUCUUUGAGAACGCUGCCGCCGUGAAGAAGGCUAUUGACCUCUUCAACGAGAAGGUGGUGAUGGGGAACGUGGUGACUGUUGUGCCUGCCAAGACAAGCCCAAAGCCGGACCCACACGAGAACUCUUCUGUGGUGUUUCUCUCUCCUAUCUUCCGCACAUCUACCACGGAUAAGCAGAUCCGUGAGCUCUUUACUGGCAUGAAGGUGCUGCGCCUGCGCACGUACCGCAAUAACUACGCGUACGUCUACCUUGACUCCCCUGCUGCCGCACAGAAGGUGGUGAAGGAGAGGAACGGUACGGAGUUCCGCGGCAAGAAGCUGCGCGUCUCUCUCUCAACUCGCUCUCUGGAGAAGGAGAAGGCCCGUGCGGAAAGCGCGAAGCUGCUCAUGGCCGCCCAUAACUUUAAGAAGAGCCACUCAAAGUAG
Molecule: messenger RNA, 708 nt
Organism: Trypanosoma theileri
Lineage: Eukaryota; Euglenozoa; Kinetoplastea; Trypanosomatida; Trypanosomatidae
Product: putative NRBD1
Exons: 1
Coding region: 1-708 (235 amino acids)
Cellular component (GO): cytoplasm; ribonucleoprotein complex; nucleus
Molecular function (GO): mRNA binding
Source: RefSeq, a predicted model, not a curated record